Molecule: messenger RNA, 321 nt
Organism: Fraxinus pennsylvanica
Lineage: Eukaryota; Viridiplantae; Streptophyta; Magnoliopsida; Lamiales; Oleaceae
Source: the annotation of a GenBank genome assembly
AUGGUGGUCGCGAUCUCUUCCCAUCUUUACCCACUCGUGACUCUGUACAGAGAUAGAGCUAAGAUCCAGGACAAGGAGGGCAUCCCGCCGGACCAGCAGCGUCUAAUAUUUGUCGGGAAACAGCUUGAAGAUGGUCGUACACUCGUCGACUAUAAUAUCCAGAAGGAAUCUACCCUCCACCUCGUCCUCCAUCUCCGUGGUGGCGCCAAGAAGCGUAAGAAGAAGACCUAUACCAAGCCUAAGAAGAUUAAGCACAAGAAGAAGAAGGUAAAGCUAGCCGUACUCCAGUUCUACGAGGUUGAGGAUUUUGGCAAAGUAUAG